Messenger RNA from Linum tenue, 482 nucleotides. The record is from the annotation of a GenBank genome assembly. Lineage: Eukaryota; Viridiplantae; Streptophyta; Magnoliopsida; Malpighiales; Linaceae.
CUUUGAUUGAUCAUGGAUCUGGAAAUUGGAAGGUAUCCCUUCUCUUUUCUUUGUUUGAUGUGGAUACUGUCAGGAUUAUCAUAUCUAUUUCUCUUCCCAUCUUUCCUGUGUCUAACCGCCUUGUGUAGUUGUGUGAUACUAUGAUAAAUCAAGCAUUCCCAAGGAGGUUCUUAGCCCUUUCGUGUUAGGGUAUUGGCACAUUUGUAAGGCUUGGUGCUCCACCACUUGUGAUGAUGUUCAAUUCCUCCCGUCUACCAUGGUGUGUCAGUUUCAUUCACAAGUGGAAGAAUGGAAUUCUACUCAAGCAGCUUUGCCUGCUUCAAGUAGUCGUCGUUCCUCUCAAUCUGUCUCCUCCUCCAAUUCCUCCGGGUUCUAUCUUAGUUCAAUUUGAUGGAGCUCCAAAAACUUUUGUUGGGGGGAGGGGGUGGAAUUUUUUUUGGUUUUACAGGGGCAAAUGGUGUUUACUUCGCCUUUGGGAAGUU